UUCUCUUACCCUUCCACGGGCUGAAACCAUUCCAUGAGGUUAUAAGUAAACGCGUGGCGAUGCGAAAUAUAUUACUCUCCCGUUGUUUUUGCAAAAGGUGCGAAGUUUUCGGCUGCCCCGUGCCCUUUGGAAUUCUGAAAAUGAAGUCCUUCAUCGUUAUUUUCACCGUCGUUGUCGCCGCAAUGGCCGCGGAUGAGCCGCUACCGAAACAGAAACGCGGUCUCCUAGGUCUGGACCACGCCCCCUUCCUUCCCGCCCCGCUCAUCACCAAAGACUACGCCGCGCCCGUAAUCCACGCGCCUUAUAGCUACGAGGCGCCCCUGCUCCACGCUCCGAUCUACGCGAAAGGCUACGAGGCACCGUUUUUGCACGCCCCACUCAUCACCAAGAGCUACGAAGCCGCUCCCAUAUACUCGAAACCCAUAAUUUCGGCGCCACUGUACAGCAAACCGAUCUUGGCGCACGCGCCCCUCAUCACCAAGAGUUACAUCUCCGCCCCCAUCUAUUCGAAAGGCAUCAGCUUGGCACCAGCACCGUUGUUGGCCAAGUCCUACGGCGGAUCCUACGCGUUGGGCCAUCACGACCUCGGCUGGUGAACGUGACGUCGUCAGUGAUUCGUAAUUAGUCCAAUGUAACAUAUAUUUAAGGCAGAAACAAUAAAUCAAUUUGAAAUGGUAA
Cylas formicarius (sweet potato weevil) is the source of this 678-nucleotide messenger RNA. RefSeq lists its product as uncharacterized. The record is from RefSeq and is a predicted model, not a curated record. NCBI's taxonomy places the organism in Eukaryota, Metazoa, Arthropoda, Insecta, Coleoptera, Brentidae. The transcript has 2 exons. The coding region runs from base 60 to 596 and encodes 178 amino acids.